AUUUUUCGCUAUGACAUUCGGAUACAUAUUUCGUGUGGCAAUUUGCCGCGAUAACAGGGUUUUCCAGUUUAACUGUCUUUCUAUAUGUAAGCUUGAAAAUACUGAAAUAUGGCAACUCCAGAUGGCAGACGAGUGAACAGACCUUAUAGAAAAGCAUCAGAAUAUCUAGCAACCAAGCAAUCACCGUAUAAUGGGCCCAAGACAAUCGUAGCUCUGGAAGCAGAAAACUCGGAACUUCGUGAAAAAUUAACAACCUCUGUCCGAAGACUGGAAACGAUGGAAGUGGAAUUCGAACAAAGUCGCGAAUAUUUUGCGACUCAACUUGAUGUGGUUCAGGAUAAACUGAACAGAACAACACAAGCCUUGAAAUUAAUGCAACAGAGUUACUCUGAACUCCAGUCCAUCAACUAUGAAUUGGAACAAAGAGUUCUGAAGGUAACUCAACUUGAAGACGAAAAGUCACAACUGACGUCAGAUGUUCAUGAAUCGACAAACAGAUUAACGGAAACUCUGAGUGCUUUAUAGAGAACUCAGAAAGAAAAUCUGUGACUGCUGAUUCAAUGAUUCUCCUCGCGCAAGAAGAACUGAAUAGACAGCAAAAAACGGAAGAAAUCAAUGAAAUUUGGAAAGAAGAUUGAAAACAUUGCAAGGAAUGUCACCUCAGAUUGAUUUAUGUGCACCGAUAUCGAAACCUCGUACUUUAAUGACCUUUCGGACGAAGAGGAAUUAGAAAUAAUUGAGCGACUGACGGCGGAAGCCAGAUUAGAAGUUUCCCUUGCUAAUAGACUAGGUGGCAGCACAGAGCAGUAUGACAUGAACGUGGCGGUUACAGGUUUCAAACCUUCUGAGAAGGAAUCCAGUGAUCUGCCAUGGUGUAACGAGGACGCAUCACUGAGGUGUUACGGCUCCGAAGGAGAUCUUUACUGCCUCCGGUGUUUCAAAGAAGGACAUGACAGUCAUGAAUUGAACGACCAUAAGACUUCAAAAUAUUCCGCACCUAAGAAUAUGGACUACGACUUAAUUCUGGGAACAGGAUUAAUUUGAUCUUGAACAAGUUCGGAAAAAUAAUAUCGAACUUUCUGAAUUCAUAUUUAACAGAAAACACAUAGAUGUCAAAUUUAACAUCUAUUACUGGAAAAAUAACAAUUCGGUAGUUGACCAAAAAUUCUAGUUGAAAAUGCUGCGGUACUCGAACACCUGAGUGUGCCAUUGAGUGAGACAACGUCACCCAAACCAAGAUCUCGGUUUCCUCUUGACUAUUCAAAUGAGUGAUGCUCAAAUACGGACACGAAGGCCAAAACAAAGUAGUACGUGUAUGCGAUCUGUCACAGUAGACAAUCGGUACACAAUCUUCACGACUAUCGCGAGAGCGGAACCGCCACAAGUUGCGCAAUUUUUGGUGACAUAAUCGCUCACAGAUACGAAUCCCACAUAAUUUGCUUAAAAGUGCAGUAACUGAUAUAAGAUUUUGGGUACUCCCAAGGUAUGUGAACCAAGGUGGCGGACACCGGGACGUAGUAUGUGUACCAGGUUAGGGUCAGGCCAUAAUUUCAGGUACAAAUACUACGGGA
This is a messenger RNA of Styela clava, 1571 nucleotides long. The record is from RefSeq and is a predicted model, not a curated record. NCBI's taxonomy places the organism in Eukaryota, Metazoa, Chordata, Ascidiacea, Stolidobranchia, Styelidae.